This is a messenger RNA of Culicoides brevitarsis, 491 nucleotides long. RefSeq names its product UPF0488 protein CG14286-like. The record is from RefSeq and is a predicted model, not a curated record. Lineage: Eukaryota; Metazoa; Arthropoda; Insecta; Diptera; Ceratopogonidae. The transcript is spliced from 2 exons. Bases 24 to 491 code for a protein of 155 amino acids.
ACAAAGACAAACGUGCAGCUAAAAUGCCUCCUCCAAAGCUAAAAAUGCACCGAGCCCCUAACUCGGGGAAGCUCAAGGCAAUUCCUCGACCUCAACCGAUGCCAAGUACGUCACAGGAUCACGGAGCACAAUCGCAAGAUCAACGAGAGGCACAGGAAAAGUUCGAAUUGGAACUUGCUUGGUGCAUCCAAAGACUGGAAGAGAGCUUAAACUCGGGAAAAUUAAAUGAAAAACAAAACAGAGACACUUUGAAGACAUUAACGACACUUCGGAGCUCUGCACAGCCAACAGUGAAGAAGCGUCAAUUGAUGAGAACCACUUUCGGGGACUACCGGGCGAAAAUGUUGGAGGAUGAGAAGACUUACUCCAUUAAUCCGAAUUCGUUUAAAUUUCUCGGAUCUGGGAGAUCGUCCAACAAAGCUUAUUUCGUGAAAAAGGCUGCAAUUGUCGAGGGAGAGAAAAAUUUCAAGUUCAACUUCAAUAUUGCAUGA